Molecule: messenger RNA, 1016 nt
Organism: Branchiostoma floridae (Florida lancelet)
Lineage: Eukaryota; Metazoa; Chordata; Leptocardii; Amphioxiformes; Branchiostomatidae
Product: 39S ribosomal protein L42, mitochondrial-like
Exons: 2
Coding region: 1-486 (161 amino acids)
Cellular component (GO): mitochondrial large ribosomal subunit
Source: RefSeq, a predicted model, not a curated record
AUGCAAUUGGAGAAACCUCAGUGUGAGACCAUCACUACUUUGAUGGUCAACAUGGCGGCGCCCAUGCGAAGUCUAUCGCAAAUUUUCAUCAGAAGAUCCCAGCCUCUGGCAUGUGUCCAAAGGAAGUACAGCAGCACAAGGAAGGAUGACGGCACCUUGUGUCAGCCAGAACUGGCCGUAACGUCCGACGGGCGGACGAUCGUUUGCUAUCACCCGUCCAAACCGUUUCCGUACGAACACACGAAGCCGCUUCCGCCCUUGGACCAUAUGAGCUUGGAGGCUGGAGCCAGCCAAGAAGACAUCUUGAAGUUGACAUUCAAGGAGCAGACCAAGGAACAUCUUUCAGGUCCUGACAAUAAGAAACUUGAACAGAUGUUCUUUAUACAUGAGAACAAGUGGUGGGGCUCCAGCAAAGUGCGUCUACGGAAGUCCAAUGAACCUAAAGACAGGGAAACAGAACUAUGGCAGCCCCCAAAGGACCAGUGAUGUACAGCCAAGUUGGACACAGUAGUUACCAAGGCUAUGUACUAUGUAGACAAAUCUCUAACAUACAAUAUGCAUUGGGGAGCCUCUGCUAAACUGGGUUGAGGUUUUACCGUCACCGUUUCAACUUUUGUGGACGUGGCCAGAUUUCAGCCAAUCACCUACAUGUAUAUGCUUUCUUUCUGUAAAGCCAAUUCACUUAUUGGCUCAUUAGAUGCCAUGCCCACAAUCAGCCUAGUUUAAAAGGCUGUGUAGACGAAGUUUGAUCUGUGUUCUGUUGAAGAUAACACUAGCAGUUGCUGUUUUCUACCAAGCAGUCAGUUCUACCAGUGCACCUGAGUUUAUAUUGCCAACAGCUCUUUUCCAGUUCUCACCCUUCUCAGUCCUCUUUGAUUAAGCUAUCCUUAAUAAAUAUGGUACCUGGAUCAACCAGUCAAUGGCAGAAAAUAAGGAAUAAAAUAUCUAUGACAAAAUAAGAUGAAUUACUCCAUACUGGAUGUAAUGUUGUGUCCAUUAAAUGCAUCUUAACUGAA